CAACACUUCUCCCAGACGUAAACAAAUUCGCCAUCAUCAACUUAUUCAUAUUCAAUCCGAAACCACUCGUCUAAGCUAUUUCGCAGGUUUCUACUUCUUAUUGAAUCAUCAUCUUUCUACGCACAUCUGCCUUGGAUCUGCCUUGGGUGGCCUCAAUAGUUACUUCUUCCGGUACAUCUUUCGAUUUCCACUACUACAACUACUUCCAUCCUUACCCCUAAGUUAUUUACAUAUCCAAUAAGAAGCCCCUAAGCUUUCAUUCAAACAUCCUCGUCUAAGACACAAUGGAGUCCGCAAAAGCUACUAGGCUUAGAAAGGAGGCAAAGGCUAUCGUCGCCGACCGAAGAAAGUAUAAGCUAAAGUAUCGUUCGAUGCAACGAUGGGUUUACGACAAGUACAAGCCCAUCACCACUGGUGGCGAUGAAGAAGCUCAAUCCGACGCUUACGACAGAGAAACUUCUGCUGAGAACGCGCGUAUCAGCACACAGCCAGCAAAGCGUUCAGUUUGGCAUCUCCCGUCCUCGUCAAAUGGACGACCAGGGCCAAGAGGCUUGACUCUAGGCACGAUGCUUCAGGUCGCGGAACAGUGCUACCAUGUUUCCACCAACAAUUUCGACAGUAUGAGCUUGUGUGAUCACAUCCACUACAUCCAGGAAGCAUUACAACUAGAUAACUCACCGGUACCAGUUUCUAAAGCACUGGUGACUCGGCCUUUAGUAGUCCAGGCCCAGCAUCAACAAUAUCUAGCUAAGGAAGAUUUCACAGCCUGUGUAGCCAAGAUCGCUAUUCACAGCAACCUACCAGAAAUCUUCAAGCAAAACUUGAAAACGUGCAAGGACUGUUACGAUAAAUUCCGGCCUGAUCUAUUGUCUUGUGCUUGUGCCAAGACCAAGCAAACCUGCCUCCACGGUCCAUGUCGCUACCACCCAGGUCAAAUUAAAUCCUGGGGACCGAAGUGUAGUAAUGCGGAUUUUCUGACCAAGGAAAAGGUCAAUAUUCAGGAAUUCGACAUAUGGAUUCAUCAGUGCUACUGGGACUGCUGUGGCGCCAAGCUGGUACCCGUCGAUCCUGAUACGGUACGGCGUAGCCAUAAGAAGAAGAAGACUGCUCCGCAGCCUUGGGAGGUUGCAAAUGAUAUGGACGGAAGCGUGGGUUGUAUGACCCGGGACCAUCACGUUGCGAUUCAGUAGCGUGCUAUCGUUACUUACGGUUCUACUUGGAGUUGUUGGAUAUUGUCAUUGGUCCUAUUGACCACGGAUGGAAAAGACAUGGCUCGGAAAGAGCGCGCAAAUAUAUAUAGGGUUACAGGACAGGAUAUGAUACCCCAUGGCGUUUAGUAAUUGUCAUAUGAAUUUAAAUUCAGCAG
Molecule: messenger RNA, 1366 nt
Organism: Daldinia decipiens
Lineage: Eukaryota; Fungi; Ascomycota; Sordariomycetes; Xylariales; Hypoxylaceae
Exons: 2
Coding region: 285-1190 (301 amino acids)
Source: RefSeq, a predicted model, not a curated record